Messenger RNA from Cynara cardunculus var. scolymus (artichoke), 1039 nucleotides. Its product is annotated as vacuolar protein sorting-associated protein 2 homolog 1. NCBI's taxonomy places the organism in Eukaryota, Viridiplantae, Streptophyta, Magnoliopsida, Asterales, Asteraceae. Bases 220 to 897 code for a protein of 225 amino acids. Gene Ontology annotation, biological process: endosome transport via multivesicular body sorting pathway; protein transport; late endosome to vacuole transport. Gene Ontology annotation, cellular component: multivesicular body; ESCRT III complex. The record is from RefSeq and is a predicted model, not a curated record. The transcript has 5 exons.
CACAAAGAUAGCCUAAUAUUCUUCCUUCUACGUGUUAUUCGCCAUUGACAUCCACAAUAACGCGUACCACUUGCAAAGCAAAAGCAAUCGAUCAGAAAGUCUCGAAAGGAAACCCAAAAUCCUUGCACAAAAAGCAAACGCACAAGAUUUUGAGAACCAGAAGAGAAGUUGUUUGGAGGGUUUAUUGGAUUUUGAUUUGUGUUUGAUUUAACAGUCACGAUGAGUUUUCUAUUCGGAAAGAAGAAAACACCCGUAGAGCUCCUACGGGAGAACAAGAGAAUGCUUGAUAAAUCUAUUAGAGAAAUAGAAAGAGAAAGGCAAGGUUUGCAGGCACAAGAAAAGAAACUGAUUGUAGAGAUCAAGAAAAGCGCCAAACAAGGACAAAUGGGAGCUGUUAAGGUGAUGGCGAAAGACCUUAUCAGAACAAGACACCAGAUUGAGAAGUUUUACAAGCUUAAAUCCCAACUGCAAGGCGUAUCGCUUAGAAUUCAGACGUUGAAGUCGACACAAGCAAUGGGUGAGGCGAUGAAAGGUGUGACGAAGGCAAUGGGACAGAUGAACAGGCAAAUGAAUCUGCCAUCGUUGCAGAAAAUAAUGCAAGAAUUCGAGAGGCAAAAUGAGAAGAUGGAAAUGGUAAGCGAGGUGAUGGCUGAUGCCAUUGAUGAUGCUUUGGAAGGAGACGAAGAGGAGGACGAAACGGAAGAGUUGGUGAGCCAGGUCCUAGAUGAGAUCGGUAUCGACAUCAAUCAAGAGUUGAUGAAUGCACCCUCCGGGGCUGUAUCGGUCCCGGCUACAAAGACGAAGGUGGCGCAGACUGAAGCACCAGCGGGUGCGACCGAUGAUGGUGGGAUCGACAGCGAUCUACAGGCCAGGUUAGACAAUUUGAGAAGAAUGUAAGUAUCAUACGUUUGUUUAUCGGUCUUUUUUUUUUUUUGUACCGAAACCUUAAAACAUCGACAUAAUUGGCUUGUAACAUAUUUGAUCGAAUUUGUGACCUUAUAUCGAUUAUAUGCAAUGACAGUGUGUUGAAUUAAUCUCA